CUCACCUUCACAAACACCACUCAGAGUCACAAAUCAAUAAUCUUUCCAAAAUGAAGUUCUUGAAUAUCCUCUCCGUUUCUUCAUUCCUUCUAAUUACCCUUUCCAUCACCUUGGCCAAUGCGGCCUCUUUUGCUAUCACAAACAAUUGUCAUUACACUGUCUGGGCCGCUGCUGUGCCCGGUGGUGGUAAACAACUUGGCCAUGGUCAAACAUGGACCAUCACUGCCAAACCUGGCACCACAGCAGCCCGCAUUUGGGCCCGAACCAAUUGCCAUUUUGAUGGUAAUGGAAAGGGCAAGUGUGAAACGGGUGAUUGUAAUGGGCUCCUCGAAUGCCAAGGAUAUGGUGCACCACCAAACACAUUGGCUGAGUACGCUUUGAAGCAAUACAUGGACAGGGACUUUAUCGACAUGUCUAAUAUUGAUGGGUUUAAUGUUCCAAUGGAGUUUAGUUCAGUCUCAAGUGGAUGCAACCGCGUUAUCAAAUGCACGGCGGAUAUCAUCGGUCAAUGCCCGAAUCAGUUGAAGGUUCGUGGAGGAUGUAAUGGUCCGUGUCCUGUUUUCAAGACUGAGGAGCACUGUUGCAAUUCUGGAAAAUGUGGACCUACAACUUUCUCCAAGUAUUUCAAAAAUAAAUGCCCAGAUGUUUACAGUUACCCUAAGGAUGAUGCAACAAGCCUAUUUACUUGCCCUAGUGGGACUAACUAUAAGGUUGUAUUUUGCCCUUAAAGCAUUUGAAGGGCGAAAUGAAAAUAAUUAAACUACACUUAUCAAUGGAAUAAGGCCUUAAAUUAGUCUUUAUAAAUCAGCACAUAUGCUCACCUUUUCUGGGUGUUGAAAUUAAUAAAUGUUUUAUGAAAGGUGAAAUCCAUGAAUUUCAUUAAUAGACUUCUUAUCUUUUUU
Pistacia vera is the source of this 902-nucleotide messenger RNA. RefSeq names its product thaumatin-like protein. Gene Ontology annotation, cellular component: extracellular region. NCBI's taxonomy places the organism in Eukaryota, Viridiplantae, Streptophyta, Magnoliopsida, Sapindales, Anacardiaceae. The record is from RefSeq and is a predicted model, not a curated record. Gene Ontology annotation, biological process: defense response. The coding region runs from base 51 to 728 and encodes 225 amino acids. The transcript has a single exon.